This is a messenger RNA of Acanthopagrus latus (yellowfin seabream), 4410 nucleotides long. It is a transcript of the gene rgl1, whose product is annotated as ral guanine nucleotide dissociation stimulator-like 1. Gene Ontology annotation, molecular function: guanyl-nucleotide exchange factor activity. Gene Ontology annotation, cellular component: plasma membrane. The record is from RefSeq and is a predicted model, not a curated record. Gene Ontology annotation, biological process: positive regulation of GTPase activity; Ras protein signal transduction. NCBI's taxonomy places the organism in Eukaryota, Metazoa, Chordata, Actinopteri, Spariformes, Sparidae. The transcript has 18 exons. The coding region runs from base 345 to 2780 and encodes 811 amino acids.
AGAGGGAGAGACAAUAGACUUUAAUCACUCAUGUGGUUUGAGAGCUGUUGGCAAGCCAAGUUCCACGCACUCGAGAGGGGAAAAAAACAGAAGACAGAGGUGGAAGAUAGAAACUGUUUUGUGGUUGAGGAGAGAAACAGGAAGGCAGACGACUUGAGAGGACCAUUAGUUACACCUCUGAGCUGAAGACAAGUCCAGUUUGCAAGGAGGAGGAGGCCACCUAAACAUCUGGCAAGUCGAGACCUGAAGGACAUCCCAACUCUUCAUCUUCAUCCACCCUGCCGUCCGCGCUGGAGUAUGUCCUGCCAUCCCUGUCACCCCUGCCGCUGAUCCAGGCAGUCAGCAUGAUCUCCCACUACCCUCUAGCCACCCUCCUGCCCUGGCCUGCGAAUACCCACCACAACUGUCCGGACCUGGACUGCACCUUACUGCUGGAGGGGGAAGGAGGGGUCUCCCUGCAGAGGUACCAGCCUCGCUCACCAGAGAGCAGCCCCCACCACUGGAGCUCGGUGCAGGACUGGGGGGAGGAAGUCGAGGAAGGAGCCAUCUACAAUGUGACGCUGAAGAGGGUUCAGAUCCAGCAGGCCGCCAACAAGGGAGCGCGAUGGCUCGGGGCGGAGGGCGACCGUCUACCUCCCGGCCACACGGUGAGCCAGCUGGAGACCUGCAAGAUCCGAAGUAUCCGUGCUGGAACACUGGAGCGUCUGGUGGAGACGUUGCUGACGGCGUUCGGAGACAACGACCUCACCUACACCUCCAUCUUCCUGUCCACCUACAGAGCCUUCGCCAGCACACAGACUGUACUGCAGCUGCUGCUGGACAGGUACGGAAGCGUGGAAGAAAAUGAGCAAGACUCAGGCACAUGCCGAAGCUCUGAAGCCAAUGGAGCCAUCAGGAACGCCUUGGCCUCCAUCCUGCGUGCCUGGCUGGACCAGUGCCCCGAAGACUUCCAGGAGCCGCCUGACUACCCGUGUCUCCACAGGCUGAUGGACUACCUGCGCAGGGCGCUGCCGGGCUCCGAGGCUCUCAGACGAGCAGAGGGUCUGCUGGAGCAGCUGCAGAGUCAGGCUGGCAUGGAUGAAGCUGAUGCUGGUUUCCACGGCAACAGUUCUUUCUGCCUGGGGGAGGACGAGGAAGUUGAGAUCGAGGUCCAGGAGGACUUCCUGUCGUUUGACGCCGACCUGGUGGCUGAGCAGCUGACCUACAUGGAUGCACUGCUGUUUAAAAAGGUCGUACCCCACCACUGCCUGGGCUCCAUCUGGUCCCAGAGGGAUAAGAAGCACAACAAGCACAGCGCGCCCACCAUCCGCGCCACCAUCACGCAGUUUAACGCCGUGGCGGCCUGCGUGGUCAGCACAAUACUGAGGCACAGACAGAUCAGGCCACAUGUCAGAGCGCGGAUCAUCCAGCGCUGGAUAGACAUCGCUCAGGAGUGUCGAAUACGCAAAAACUUCUCCUCUCUGCGAGCCAUCGUCUCUGCGCUGCAGUCCAACCCGCUGUACAGGCUGAAAAGGGCAUGGGCCUGUGUGCACAAAGACAGCAUGCAGACAUUUGAGGAACUGUCGGACAUUUUCUCCGAUCACAACAACUACCUGACCAGCAGAGAGCUGCUCAUGAGGGAAGGUACUUCAAAGUUUGCCAGUCUGGAGAGUUGUGCCAAGGAGCACCAGAAACGCACCCACAAGAGACUCCAGCUGCAGAAGGAAAUGGGAGCGAUGCAAGGGACGAUACCGUACUUGGGGACUUUUCUAACCGACCUCACCAUGCUGGAUACGGCCCUGCCCGACCUGGUGGAGGGUGUUCUGAUCAACUUCGAGAAGAGACGCAGGGAGUUCGAGGUGAUAGCUCAGAUCAAGCUGCUCCAAUCGGCCUGUAACAGCUACUGUCUGACUCCGGAGAAGUCUUUCCUCCGCUGGUUCAAGAGCCAGACUCAGCUCAGCGAGGAGGAGAGCUAUGCCUUGUCCUGUGAGAUUGAAGGUCUUGGUGACAGCAGUCCAACCUCACCCAAACCUCGAAAAAGCAUGGUGAAGAGACUCAGCCUGCUGUUCCUUGGAACAGACAGCAAUGCAGCCAGCUCCCCGGUCAGAGAGACGCCACGCUCGCCUCCUACUGGCAGCUCCGGGGAGAGCAUGGACUCGGUCAGCGUUUCCUCCAGUGACUCCAGCAGCCCGUCAGACAGCGAGGGCCUCACCCCCACACACACCUCCGACUCCCAGCAGAACAAGCUAUCAGAAUCCUCCUCUUGUACUUCACUUCACUCCAUGGACACCAGCUCAUCGACGGCCAGUGUCUCCAUGACUCCUGCGUCUCCCUCGCUCCCCGGGCCCCUCUGCACCCACAGACGCUCCGUCUCCCUCACGCCCUUGAGCCCCAGCUCGCCGAGUCAAACCCCGCUUUAUAACACACAGGCGCAAGACGCGUGCAUCAUAAGAGUCAGUCUGGAGCACGGCAACGGGAACCUCUAUAAGAGCAUUUUGUUGACCAACCAAGACAAGACUCCGGCUGUGAUUUCUAGAGCCAUGGCGAAGCACAACCUGGAGGUGGAGCCAGAGGAGGGAUACGAGCUGGUACAAGUCAUCGCUGAGGACAGAGAACUGGUGAUCCCAGACAACGCCAACGUCUUCUACGCCAUGAACACAUCGGCCAACUUUGACUUCCUGCUGCGGGUGCGAGGCUCGGCGGGUCGGCCGGUCCAGCUGAGGAGCAGGUGUAGCUCCACGCUCCCUCGCACUCAGCACCGCUCAAGCCUGUCGCUAAGACUCAGCAAGGUGACACUGUGACCCUGGGGAUCCAGCUGUGGGCCCUUACACCACUAAUCCAGGACAAUACUGGGUAUGGACUCGAUGUGAACUGAUGGGCUUUGGAUGAUGAGGACGGAUGAGACUCUCUGCAGUCUGACCCUGAACUGAACCAUCCCUUCUUCAGCCUUAAUAUGGACCAUGGAUGUGUAGCAUGACUGCGGUGCCAGUGGGACUUUUUUGACGAGUGACGCCUGCGACAAGAGUGAAACGGCGACCCCAUGUGGCCCUCGCUCUUUAGAAUGACAGGUUUUUUGCACAUGUUAUGGGAGCAGCCAAACUCCUGACCUCCAACAGUAUUCUGUGUAUGUUGAACAAACUUCUUUUUGUUCUGUGACGUCUAGUCUAGUUGAAUAUUUACCUUUCUGGAAGUGUGGUGAAUGCAGAAAGAGAAAGACUGAUGGUGGAAGGAGAAGUGGACCAGGUGCGUCCAGUCCCGUUGCCUUUACCGAUGAAUGAAUGGACCUCUGACAGUCUUCCGAAUGAUAUCGAUCAACUGAUUGACGGGAUCUGUGAUGUCAUUAUUUUCCCUCACCCGUGCACAGUGUGCACAGCUUGUUCAGCCCCUCUCGUGUUAUGAGCUGUGUGACGAAUGCAGUGUUACGUGCGUUCUGAUUGGUUCCAUUACUUGGUUUUAACAAGUCCCUUGCAAAUAUUAAAAUGGCCUUACCUGCCCUUUCUUUAGGGUGUAGAGAUUAAAUCUGUGCUGAUUUUCUGACCCAGGAAGUCUUUUCUUUCUCAUUCUCACACGUUCAGCGUGGGGAAGAUAAUAGACGGCGUGGGGGGAACUGACUUCCUCGGGAUAGAAAGCACCACAAAGUGUCUCAGACUGAUGCAUACUUGUACCUCUUUGCCCUUCAUUAUAUGAACUAUAGAGUUGCACUUGUCAGUUGGUAGGAGAUGCCAAUGGAUGUGAAUAGAGAAGAAUGAGCAAGCCGCUCUGUAAGUGGUUUUUCUCCCUCUUCACUAAAUGAAUUACUAUUUUUGUUUGUAAUUGUUGCUUUUUAUAUGUUUUUUUGUAACAUGAUUCAGGCCAGGAAUGUGCCAGUUCGGAGAGCAUUGAUGGAGGACUUUAAAAAAACAGUAAAAGUAAAUGUUAACGAAUUCAGAGUGUCAUUUAAAAAAAAAAAAAAAAAAGCCAGUGCCAGAUUUUUACUGUGAUACAUUUUGAAAAGCUUCACUGAGGUGACACUUCACUUCAUGACUCACACAAAAGCCAAACACCUCUCCACGCAGCAAACAGCCAUCUGUCCGUCUCACGAGCACACUCCUCGUUUAACAGCACCGUCACUAACACUUAUCACCUGUCACAUAACUGCCACAUUUUCUGUGGAAAAACACUCACAAUGUCAUUUUUUUUUUUUUGUCCCUUUCGCUCAUCAUCCACUCCUGCAGAUCUUAAAGUGUUAUGUUAUUGUGUCGUCAUCAACCAGGUAAAGCCCUUCGGUGAAUGUGGGAGAACUGGUUCCCUGUUGGCCUUAUGUUAAUGGUCCAAUCAUUUAUCUCCACGCAGCACUUCACUCCACUUCUCAUUAAAUCACCCUCAGUUCCUGUGUUCUUCACUGCCAAAGACUCUUCCUCUACCUGAAUAAAUAAAUUAUUAUCAUUAUUA